CUCUCAAAUAAUAUAUCUUCCUACCUUAAAUUGCAAUCUAUUAACCAUGAGUAGAUUAUCCCGUAAAAUUGAAAUCGCAGUGAAAUCGUUUCUGGUGGUUUACUUACUAAGAAGCGUUGUUGUAUCCAAUUCAGAGUCUGGAGUUGGAAGUCAUGAAACCAGAUGCAUUGAUGAAGAAAGGAGAGCUCUCCUCAAGUUCAAGGACAAUCUUGAAUCCUAUAACAAUGACACUCUUUCUUCUUGGAGCUAUGAAGAAGAAAAGAAGGAUUGUUGCAGUUGGGAUGGAAUUAGUUGUGACAGCAUAAGUGGACAUGUCAUCAUGCUAGAUCUUUCACAUCUUCAACUUUCCACCAGAGGUAAGUCACUGAACCCUCCAUUGAUUGAGUUGCGUUAUUUGAAUUAUUUGGACCUCAGUGGCAUCAACCUGAGCGGGAACAACAUCUCAAGUUUGAUUGGAAACAAUAUGGUUUCCCUUCAACACCUGGAUCUUUCUUCAACUCAAUUAGAAGGCUCCAUUCCUGAAACUUUUGGGAACAAUAUGACUUCCCUUUCGUACCUUGAUCUUAGUUUCAGUUACUUAACAGGUCCCAUUCCAAAUUCUCUAGGGAACAUGUCUCUCCUUGCACACCUCAAUCUUCGCUAUAAUGGGUUCACAGGUUCGAUUCCUGAAUCUUUUGCCAACCUAGAGACCCUUACAUACCUCGAUCUUAGCGGGAACAUGUUAAAUGGUUCCAUCCAAAUUAUUUUUGAGAACAUGACUGGUACACUUACAUUUCUUGCCCUUGGAUAUAGCGGGUUAGAGGGUCACAUUCCAAAGAGUUUUGGGGAAAAGAUGUCUGCCCUUGCAGUCCUUGACCUGAGCUAUAAUCAUUUACGAGGUUCCAUUCCAGAAUCUUUUGGUAACAUGGUCAAGUUAACAUAUCUUUCCCUGGAGCAGAAUCUGUUAGAAGGUCACAUUCCUGAAGCUUUAGGGAAUAUGUCUAUCCUUGAACACCUUGAUCUGUCCGAUAAUACACUUGAAGGUGAAAUUCCGAAAUCCAUUUGGGACAUAUGCACUUUGCGUGAAUUGUACAUGCCUUCAAACAUUCUUAGUGGUGACCUCCCUGACCUUAGUCUAACAUCAUCCAGCUGCACAAAUCACUCUCUGCAGAUGUUGGAUUUACGUGACAACAGAAUCGUGGGGUUAUUUCCUUAUCUUUCAUUGUUUUCCUCUUUGAAGUCCUUGGAUCUUUCCUCAAAUCUAAUAGGUGGAAGUGUACAUCCAAGUAUUGGUCAAUUAUCACAGCUGGAGAAAUUGGAUAUUUCAAAUAACGUUUUAGAAGGUGUCAUUUCUGAAGCUCACUUUUUGAAACUCUCCAAACUAAGGCACUUGAAUUUAUCUUCAAACAAAUUAUUGAUUUUCAAUGUAAGUUCUGCUUGGGUUCCUCCUUUCAGAUUGGAAAUCAUAUCCCUUAGUUCUUGUAAGUUGGGCCCUAAAUUCCCAAAUUGGCUUCAAACACAAGUCAAUUAUUCAGUGCUUGAGAUUUCCAACACGGGAAUUUCAGAUUCGAUUCCCAUCUGGUUUUGGAACACAUCUACUGAAUUUCAAACUAUGAAUGCUUCUAACAACCAAAUCAGUGGAAGAAUUGCAAAUCUUUCAGUUUUGAAGUGGGGAAAUUUCCCUGAAGUAGAUUUCAGUUCCAAUCAAUUAGAAGGUGCAAUUCCAAUGUUUCUUUUCAAUGUGACAACACUGUACCUUUCCAGGAACAAAUUCUCGAACCUCAAUUGUCUAUGUGACGUUAAGGUUCGAGCAAGUUUGGUACUUUUAGAUAUCUCAUUUAAUCAAUUAUCAGGGACACUUCCCAAUUGUUGGUCAAGUUUAGAUAGUUUGGCAGUUCUCAACUUGGCACACAAUUAUAAUCUAUCAGGGAAACUUCCAACCUCCAUUGGCUCAUUGUUGUCCAUUCAGGCAUUACAUCUUGGCAAUAAUAAUUUUACAGGUGGACUACCUUCAUCCUGGAAAAACUGCUCAAGCUUGGUAGCUUUUGAUGUGGCCGAGAAUAACUUAAGAGGAACAAUUCCAAGUUGGAUAGGGGAAAGUCUAACAGAGCUUGCUAUACUUGUCCUAAGAUCCAAUCACUUCAGUGGAAGUAUACCCUUAAAUAUAUGUCAUCUACAAUCUCUUCAAUUGUUGGACUUGUCUGUGAACCACAUCUCAGGAAGUCUUCCCAUGUGUAUUGGUAAUUUUACUGAAAUGAGUAAAGUUGGAGGUAUGCAUGCAACCAUUUCUUAUACCAUCUCUAUCCCUGUUCCUGCAACUAGUGCAACAAUUUUUAUAAUGAGAGAUGACAAAAUAGAAUUUGUUUGGAAAGGAAUACUGUCUGAAUUUGGAAGAACUUUGGGGCUUGUAAAGAGCAUUGAUCUAUCAUGCAACAUGCUGAAUGGUGAUAUUCCAAGCAAAAUCACUCUGCUCGUUGGGUUAGUUUCUUUAAAUUUAUCAAGAAACAAUCUAAGUGGACACAUUCCAGCCAGGAUUGGUAACAUGAGGUCGUUAGAUUUUCUCGAUUUGUCAAAUAACCAUUUGUUGGGUCGAAUUCCUCAAGGCCUUUCCCUGAUUGAUGGCAUGGGUGUGCUAAACUUGUCAAACAACAACUUAUUUGGUAAAAUUCCAACAAGCAGUACCAGUAAACUUCAAAGCUUUGAUGCAAGUGCAUACAUGGGGAAUCCUGGACUUUGCGGAGAUCCACUGUCUAACAAGUGUCCUGGAGAAGAACUAACUACUCCUCCUAGAUUUAUUGAAGAAGCUGGCAAUGGAGAAGACACAGACAAGUUUAUAAGCCACGGAUUUUAUGCGAGUAUGGGGAUUGGAUAUGCUGUUGGAUUUUGGGGAGUUUUGGGCACAUUGAUCUUCAACAAGUCAUGGAGGUUUUCAUAUUUGAACUUCUUAAAUGAUUUUGCAAAUUGGAUUCAUGUUUUUGCAGCAGUGCGCAAGGCAAAGUUCCUCAGGACACUACGAGGUUUAUAGGGUUAUUAUUUGCCGGUGGAAACAAGGCAUUUGCCAACUGUAGCUUCUUUUUUAUGUGCUUUCUAUCUGGGCAUGCAUAUGUGGCAAGGCUUUGCACUAGUGCAGCCUGUCAUUUGAUUCUUUAAAUUUACUAUCUUCUGCAUAUUUGGUCUGCUUGCAAUCACCAUUUUCUCGGAGACAGGAUCAGAAAGAAUACUAUUCAACUAACCACAAGAUGCAGAACCGGACGAAGUUCAUGAAGAAAAAAUGGAAUGAUUUUGCACAAAGAAUAUUAUUCUCUGCUAUACUUAUGUUUUUGUGUGGUUCAAAAUGUAAUUUCCUUUUGUACUUUUGAGGCAAUGCAUUUAAAGUAUUGUAAAAUAUUCAAGUGCACUAUUGACUUCAAAAUAUU
Messenger RNA from Ziziphus jujuba (common jujube), 3395 nucleotides. Its product is annotated as receptor-like protein EIX2. The record is from RefSeq and is a predicted model, not a curated record. The transcript is spliced from 2 exons. Gene Ontology annotation, molecular function: protein binding. The coding region runs from base 47 to 3004 and encodes 985 amino acids. Lineage: Eukaryota; Viridiplantae; Streptophyta; Magnoliopsida; Rosales; Rhamnaceae.